Paramecium sonneborni is the source of this 832-nucleotide messenger RNA. Lineage: Eukaryota; Ciliophora; Oligohymenophorea; Peniculida; Parameciidae. The record is from the annotation of a GenBank genome assembly.
AUGCAGUGUCGUAAAGUCGAAUCAAAUGUGAUAAUGAAUUCGGCGAGAUUAGUUCAACGUCCUACAGAGACCAAUAAACUAGAAGAAGAGAUAGUUCAUGUAAUAAAGAGUCCAGAAAAAAAGAGUCCCCAUAAUGGUAAAUCACUCAAACGUACAUCUUCUGGUCCAAUAAUAAAUUUGCAACAAUAAAUAAUAAUCCAUUAGAAUGCACCUACUAAAGACUCAUAAGUUUUAUUGAAAUUCAAGAAUUAAAUGAAGAAGAAGAAAAAGAAGAAGAAGCUUUAAAAAAAAAAGAAAAUAUAAAUAAUAGAUAAGUAUGAAUCAGAAUUUAGAGUAGAGUAGCUGUUGAAAUAAAACUUAAGAAAACAUUAAAGUAUAUUAUAUAAUUUACUCAUAGAGGAAAAAUAAGAACAAUUAAUUAAAGAAGAAAUAUAAAAAUAAAGAGUAGUUAGUUUUAAUGAGAUGAGAAAAAUAAUGGAUUAGCAAAUAAGAUAUAUAAAUUAAUAAAGAUUUGUUAGAGUAAAUUUUAAAUUGUAUUUAUAUAAAGUCAAAAUCUCCACCAUCAUCUAUGUUACCUUGGGGUGUUGAUUAGAAUAAACUAAAAUAAUAUUGGACAAAAAUGUUGGAAAUCCAUGAUAAAUUAGAAAAACCAUAAUAAGUUAAUCAAACAGCUACAGAACAUGCAAUAAAAGAAAAAAUUAGAAGACAUAAAUUAGGANACAUAUUAAUGUUUUGUCAGCAGUAAGAAUUAUUAGAAGAAAAUAUAUUUUAAUUAGAAUAACGAUUAUAAAGCAUAAAAGCUAUAAUGAGACUAAUAUUAUACUGUUUCUGA